Eutrema salsugineum is the source of this 1011-nucleotide messenger RNA. RefSeq names its product putative HVA22-like protein g. The record is from RefSeq and is a predicted model, not a curated record. The transcript is spliced from 6 exons. Lineage: Eukaryota; Viridiplantae; Streptophyta; Magnoliopsida; Brassicales; Brassicaceae. The coding region runs from base 194 to 697 and encodes 167 amino acids.
UCUUCUCCCUUUUCAUUUAGUUGUUUCAUUUGAACUCCACUGAUUUCCUUUCUCUCUCUCUCGCUCGUUUACAUUUUUCCUGAAUCGCAGAAACCUACUUUGGUUUCUACUUAUCAAUUGCAGUUGCUUGUGCUCUGAACAAACCAUUUCGUCCUGGUUUCGGAUUUGAAUCAAGAUUCUAGCCCGAAAGAAGAUGCUGGGAGAUCUCAUCACAAGAAUCCUAAUAUUGCUUGUGGGUUACGCGUACCCAGCAUAUGGAUGCUACAAAAGCGUGGAAAAGAAAAAGCCUGAGAUCCAAGAACUUAGAUACUGGUGCAAGUAUUGGAUCUUGUUGGGUCUCCUUACAGUUUUCGAAAGGAUAGGAGACAUCGUUGUAUCGUGGUUACCUCUCUAUGCCGAGAUCAAAAUCGCUAUUUUCAUAUACUUAUGGUACCCGAAAUCACAGGGAAUUAGCUAUGUCUACGAGAAGCUACUAUGCCCUUACAUAUCAAGGCAUGAAUCAGACAUCGAUCAGGGGAUUUCGGUUUUGAAGAUUAGAGGACGUUCUGUAAUUGUUCAAUUAGUAAAAUGUGGCUAUCACUGGACUCUACAAAUCUUCAGGCAUGUACAACAACAUUUCGCUAUCUAUAAGAAAAAUGACCGAUCAAAGUCAAAAGAGAGACAACAAACAGCAACUUCGUUUAUGUUCCUCCGUUAGCUGUCGCAGAAGGACUGAAUUACCAAGUGCGAGUAGGUGUAGCCACUCUCACGACAAUCACAAUAACCGGUUUUAACCGUCUGGUCAGGGAAACUGGGAUCUCUAGCGCCAAACCCGAGUUGGACAUGACAAUCACUAUAAGCAGCUUGUGGACGACGAUGAAAUUUGACGAAUAAACAAAAAAGAAAAGAGAGAUUUUGAAGAAUUCAGAAACCAAAAAUCUUUCCUUGAAUAUCUUUUGAUGCUCGUAACACUUUAUUGUAUACAAACAGUUGUGUUCAAUUCCUGAAACCCAAAGUAUUUAUGCAAUUUCU